Messenger RNA from Ixodes scapularis (black-legged tick), 4068 nucleotides. It is a transcript of the gene Atg10, whose product is annotated as ubiquitin-like-conjugating enzyme ATG10. The record is from RefSeq and is a predicted model, not a curated record. Lineage: Eukaryota; Metazoa; Arthropoda; Arachnida; Ixodida; Ixodidae. Gene Ontology annotation, cellular component: intracellular anatomical structure. Gene Ontology annotation, biological process: protein modification by small protein conjugation; macroautophagy; protein lipidation. The transcript is spliced from 7 exons. Gene Ontology annotation, molecular function: Atg12 transferase activity. Bases 245 to 859 code for a protein of 204 amino acids.
UUGGGCAGCUACCGCUUGGCGCACGUAAACGAUUUUGUGUUGUGUAGUAGUCGCUGCGUUGCACUCUGACGCGGCGGUUCGUGGCUUGCGCUCUCUCUCUAAGCGCCAGGAAAUUCAUCGCCUCAAUAUUCAACUGGGGCGCACGGCCUGGCUGUGAUCAUCCUCGGGCGAACACCCCCUAACCGGAAAGUUUGGUUGAGGUCGUGACGUCACGUCCAGUCGUCUGCUUGAGUGUAGGAAAAUUAUGUUGGAAUGGACCGAAUUUCAACGCUGUUGUAGGGAGAUCGAGGCCCUUUCGAUCAACUUAAAUGACGGCUGGCACUUCGUUGUUCAACAGGACGAGCCUGGAUGCAGUUAUUUGGAGAAACGGUCCGUUAUAAAGGCACAAAGUCGACAUCUGAAGGACGUACCAAGUGAUGACUACCAUGCUGCAGACUUCGGCUUGAAAGAAGAGCUGGACUGUGACAGUGUCAUUGAAGACAACCAAGAGGCAUUGAGAUGUGUCUACAACAUUGUCUACAGCGUCAGCUACAGUGUACCUGUUCUCUACUUCAACAUCUGGAAGCAGGAUGGAUCAUUGCUGCCUCUUCCAGAAGUGUGGUCCAUGGUCCCACAUAGCUUUCAAGGCCAGCUGAAAGAUGUCUGGUGGUCUACAAUAACACAACAGGAGCAUCCGAUCCUGGGAACACCUUUCUUCCAGCUACACCCCUGCAAGACAGCUCAAUUGAUGGAUCAGGUCCUACCCAGUCACAACAAGGAGCACGCCAACUACAUCGUCACUUGGUUGAGCAGCAUGGCACCCCUGGUCGGAUUGGACUUGCCAAACAGCUACUCGGCGCUGACGGCGGCGCGGCAGUGACGUGUCAGUCACGCUUGUUUCUACGGAUGCGGUGCGUGGACAGCAGAGACCAUGACGCUGCGCAGCAUGUGCCGGUUAAAUGUGAAGAGUGCAAAACAGUGUUACUCAGAGAGGGAGGUACGAAGUGCCAGGACCUUCUGCUUUUAAAGCAUUAAAACAUGCUGUACACGUGUCAUCAGUGCAUAGACUCAAUGAAGAACGGAGUGGCCCCUAAAAAAACAUUUAUAGCACUUUUUUUCAUCGCAAUAAGGAACUACGCAUUACAAAACGCUCGGUUUUUGUGCAAGUGUAGUGCUACUGGUUCGAACCAAAUGCCAAAGUCUCGGAGCUUCACAUUACCCAAUUAAAAAGUUACAAGAUUUUCAGAAAUUUUCAAUAAAAAAAUGGUGGCCAACAAAGCACACUAAUAGAUGGAGUUGAAUGACAUCAGCUACUGAGAACGGGACCCCAUUUGCCCAUUGAAAGUUUAAAAAAAUAAUGCAAGCUUUUAACAAUUAUUAGUUCUGAAAUUUUGACUUUCCGUCCGGACUGCUAGUGCUACAUUUUCGGGCAAAGAUCAAGCGCUUGGCAAUGUGUAUAUUUUUGUAAUUAAAAAAAAACAAAAAACAUUGUUUUUUUUUUUUUUUUGGAGACACACUAGUUUUUGGCAAGUCUGCGGAGCAUCAGGACCCACAGGCACGCCCAAAGAGAAAACUGAAAUAAAUGGCUUCCAACACUCGGGUCUUCGAUUCACUAUAAUACAACUUUUAUUCUGCGGCAUUCUCCUGCGAAGAACUAGAGGCAGCACGACUCCAUGAGUACAAACCCUUAAAAAAGCGAUAGACUGCCCUGGUCGGUUGCAUGGGGGGCACGGAUUUCAAUGACAUGUCUCGUUUUUUUUCUCUGUGCAUCGCGUACGACCUCCACAAACACGUCAGCUGCUGUCACGCUCAAGAGGAAGCAACUACAGAGGCGCUGAUUGGUCCAGCCAACACGCCCAGAUGAAUGCAAGGGAGGGACACACAGUCGUAACCAAUCCGCCGGAUAGCCAACGCAACCAACUCCUGCUUUCGGCCGUCUGACAAUAAAUCGCUGCACACAAACAAAAAACACGGCAUUUUCAUUUUUUUUUUUUGCAACAUUUUAUAACAUUGUUUUAUUCUAAAGGGCGGCCGAGAAAGGUUUAUAAUCGUAAAACGUAUCCAGUUUAGAAACCUUUAUCCGACAUCAAUGAACCGAGAAAUUUUGUACAAGUGGAAUCUAGCUAGUAAUUUAGUUAAAAGUAGCAUGAAAACACCAUUAAGCCAAUAAAAGCUAUGCAUGCAUGUUUAUUACCCUCCCCUUGCCCACAAGAAAAACGUGGAAGAAAGAACAGCUUCAGAAAUACACACACGACUUGUAAACCCGCAUGCCGGUCUGACCAGCGGAAUAACAAAACUUGGGCUGAAUCUCGAGUUGUAAACACGACAAAACAAAAAAGAAGUUUCGAAAGGAAAAACUCUUCAGACCUAGGAAAUUCAAAACAAUGGAGACACCCAACAACGAAGAAAGAAGGUACUUGGGCAGUCUAUGAGGGACGGGUAUCGACUUUGAAACCGCAACGAGCAAACAAACGUUUCACGUGUUAAGAAAAGCGCGUUCGGAACGGAAAGAACACCGUGAGCAUUCUCAGCGUUGUCGCAAAUCUGUAUGUACAAAAGAAAAAAAAAAAAAAAAAAAAGUGGCGUAGUCUAGGUGAGCGAUGUAGAAGACUGUCCCGCAAAAGCAAGACAUCGGCAAAGGAAGCGUGCUGAACCAAUUCUCGUUGGCUGACGGCUCCUCCCAUAUUUGCAAAUGUGGUGCUUUUUCACGUAAUUGCAUGUACAGAGUUAUUGCCCAUAAUUGCAGUAAUUUCAAGUACCGAGUUAUUUCCUAUAAUCACGAGCAUGGCGUCAUUUACCACAGUCGCAAGUAAAAACUGAUCUUCCGUAACUGCAAGUUUGGUGUUGCCGUCAAACCUACGGUGUUCGAGACACGCUUUUAGAACGAAAUACCACACAGUUUAUUUUUGUUUUAUUAGUACCGGUAGUUUCCUGAACUGUAGGGAACGCCUCAUUCUCGUCGUGUGGCGACUCAUUCUGGCCAGUGGAUUUUCAUUUCGAAGUUUGAACUCGAAACGCAUAAAAGCGCGGCAUUUUCGUCCAAAGGUGUCGAACGAAACGCCAAAUGCAUGCCGGAGGACAAAACGGAUUCUGCGUCGCAAAACGUGUCUAUCCCAGUAGCAUUUUACAGCUGCUCGCAAGCCAUCAACGAAAACACUGCAGCUUUCUUCUUUCCAUAAAACCCACUACAGAAGCGUAGAAUAAAGGUAAGGUUGGUCACGGAGGUACACCGUCGCACCUCUGUUUCCGAAACCCAGUUUCAUUACUUUUUUUGUUUUCGUCGAAGAGAUAGGCGACGGGGAAGAAAUAAGGCGACACGAAGACCAAGCUCUUUUGGGCAACGAUACGCGCGCGAGUGAGUAUCGCAUUCAAAACAAACAAAAACACACAAAACGAAGUUGGGAAUGUGUUGCAAUCUUUGCUGCAGUGGAAACACUUUACAACCCUGAACUCCUCUCGCCAGUAGUCUUUUCUUACUUUCGAUGUCCCCCUCCCCUCUCGAACCGUGCUCGUGGUCGGGACGUCCGACGCGUAGAAAAGGCGGUACAAACUUCGUUUGGGGGAAGGGGGACGCUCCGGCUCCUCUUGACUAGCCGAGGCACGCGCGCUGCCGUGAAACGCGGCGGCCCCGGUCGCGCGUCGACUGCGGUCGUUUCUUUGCGUUUCGUUAAACUUUCCUGACUAGAAUGAGACACUAGCUGUAGCCUGGUCAAAGGCGGGCAUCACACCAAACCUAUUUUUGUUCUAUGCCCAGCUGAAACAUCUCGAAGCAGGGCGGAAAGUGCAAACACCUUGCGACAAGUUCGUUGCGGCGGCUCUGGAUGCGUCGUUCGAACUAUGCUUCCGACCUGUCGACGAAGCAGAGAGCAAAAACCUUCCGGCUUGGCGCCGCAAUAAAUAACCACGCUCCGACAAUCACCGCACCAAGGCCGCGCGCUCCCCUUGCAGAAAAAAAAAGAGCCCACGCGAUUUGUCGCAAACGGCAAAAAAAAAAAAAAUGUUCGUGCCCGGCUAUCCGUCCACCUUUUUAUAUGUAUGUACAAAACAACGAAACAAUUGGAUACCUCACACGCAGAACAAGCUGGAAAA